Rana temporaria (common frog) is the source of this 2390-nucleotide messenger RNA. RefSeq lists its product as uncharacterized. The transcript has a single exon. NCBI's taxonomy places the organism in Eukaryota, Metazoa, Chordata, Amphibia, Anura, Ranidae. The record is from RefSeq and is a predicted model, not a curated record. Bases 57 to 1541 code for a protein of 494 amino acids.
CAGCCUAUAAAUACAACACUCUACAGAAAGCAAGGACGAGGAACAGACUCUCCAGUAUGGAAGCACCAGCUAUGGCAGAGGCAACAGUUCCUAUGGACAUUGAGAAUAUAGAGCUGAAGAGAGGCACAAGCUCAAAAGGAAUAGACUGCUCUUAUGUACUCAGAAAGUUUUGGUCUAUUAAGGAUAUUUCUGCCGAAUUCACAACUGUUAUUGAGCGCAAGGAUCGUCUUACUUAUCAUCAGGAUAGGAUGCAUUGUACACUUUUAAGAGUGAAAGAUCAUCAUUUUCAGCAUACACAGGUAUCAUUUCCAAUCUCUAAACUACGGCAUGUCACUCCAUUGUUCUCAUUGUUAAAAAUUUGUGAAGAAGGAGGUUUUAGAGCAAAUGUCUGGAACGCUAACCAGGAAAGUUUCAGAUCAGCAGCUGAAGAAUCCAGACCUGAACCCAGACCUGAGCCUAGACCUGAACCCAGACCUGAACCCAGACCUGAGCCCAGACCUGAACCUAGACCUGAAUUUGAUGACCUAAUAUUCUGGAGUGCGGAAUUUUCUUCAGAGGACACAGAGACUGCAAAACGUGAGGCGUACAAUAAUGUAAGGAGGGUGAUUUCCUCUUCAGAUGCUCAUAGAUUUGAAGGAGAAAUAAAGGAACAAUUUGGCAACUCCCCGGCUUUUAGGGAAGCUUCCCGUUAUGGAAACUUCAGGUUCUCUUUCCCAUUGUCCUACCUUCUGGGAAAGUACAAGGAUCAGCACUGCGGGGGUGGGGAGCCACAGCUGAGGAUUCUAAAAACUGAGCUCCACAAGAAGGAGAUUGCCCAUUAUAUUGUAGUCCACAGCCCUUCUACAACAAAGUUCAAUGAUUUCCCAGAGGUGCCCACUGUCCAGGGAAGCUCUGAUCCUCUGCCCUUUGUGUACUGGAUGGGUGAGACAUUAUACUGGAGACCGGAGUCCACUUCCAGCACUCUUCAUGUGAACAUUUCUGAAUCUGGUCGUGUCGAGAAAAAAUGCUACGAACCGUGUUACAAAUUUAACAAAUACGGCAAUUGCUGUCAUAUUAAAGAUGGAGUCUACAGUGUGUGGAACCAUAUGAUAUUUGCAUUCCAUCUUCCUGAAGAUCAGCUGAAGAUCCCUAAAGAAGACCUUCUGGAGAAUCUGACUGCUUGUGAUGCUGAUUCCCCAUUUUUGGGAAGUCGCCUUUUGCUAAAGGAGGCAGUGAAGUUUGUAGAGAUCGUGAAGGAUCCGAACACUGUCAUAAGUUCUAUCAAUGAGAUAGAAGUCGAGUAUACUUACCUCCCACACCCCAGUACAGAAGACCCAGAUCCAUGGCCCAUGAAAGGUAUUAUGUCGAAUCAAAUGAGACUUCCCUGGGAGAAGUACCUUGAGGACCCACAUCCUCCCAAGGAGGAGUACCUUGAGAACCCACAGCCUCCCGAGGAGGAGCACCUUGAGGACCCACAUCCUCCCGAGGAGGAGUACCUUAAUGGACCCACAGCCUCCCGAGGAGGAGUACCUAGAGGACCCACAUCCUCCCUGCAUCUCUAAUGUACCUUCACUGCCCACCUCAGCAGCAUCCGCAGACUCUUUUUAAUUUGUGCAGCACACGCAGCCCCACUGUAUCUCAUCUACAUCCUUGGACUUUGAUGCAUCUUUGCAACACCCACAGCCUCCACUGAACCCACAGACUCUGCUACAUCUCUGCCGCAGACACAGACCUGCUGCAUCUCACCUACAUCCUUGGACUUUGCUGCCCCCUCAGCAGCACCCAUGAAAUCUGUUGCAUCUCUGCUGUACAUGCAUCCCUGCUACGUCAGCUACACCCACAUAAUUUGCAGGAUCCCCAGCUACUCAUUAGAUUCCAAUUACAGAGUAAGCCACUGAAAAGAGGAGCAUUCUCCACAUCUCAGUUAAUGAAAACAGUGUUGCAAACUUCUUAGGUUACUCUAAAGUUGGCCAAAGACAGUUCAAAUCUCAGCCUGCUGAUUCGAACAAUGUAUGGGCAGGCUGAAUGUACCCAAGUUGACUGAUCAAUCAACUUGGGUACAACCAGCCUGCUGGAUUUUACAUAUGAUUAUUGUUAGCAACUAGCAGUAUUCACUGUGUUAUUUACCCCCCCGCUUUUGGCCGACAAAGGGUUAAAACCACAGCAGUGGUGCUUUAUCAGCGCUAUACCACUGCAGCGGCGCUUUGUCAGCGGUAUAGCCGUGGUAUGACCAUUCAUUUCAAUGGACAGGAGCGGGGGAGGAGCAGUAUAUGCACCGCUCCUUCACCGCUCCAAAGAUGCGACCAGCAGGACUUAUUUUACCGUCUUUACCGCUGUUUCAAGUCACUUUGCAGGUGCUUUUUUAGCGUUAUAGCGCCUGCAAAGCGCCCCUAGUGUAAAAAGGGGUCUUA